AGGGGUGCCAAGAGGAUGGAGCCAGGCUCUUCCUGGUGGUGCCACGGAACAGGACAAGUGGCAGAAACUGAUGCGCGGCGAGCUCGACCUGAAGAUGAGGAAGAACAUCUUCACCGCGCGUGUGAGCGAGCACUGGAACAGACGGCCCACAGAGCGGUGUGGAGCCGCCCUCACCGGAGACAUCCACCAACCGCACGGGCGGCACGGCACGCCCGGGAUCGUCCCUCCCGCACGGCUCCUCCCGGAUCGUCACUUCCCGGGCUCGUCACUUCCCCGGUCCGUCACUUCCCCGCUCCCUUCCCGGGCCGGGUCCGGCCCGUCCCCCCGGACGGCGGCCGCCAUGGGGAGCCGCGGGCAGUGAAGUUUUUGUUUGCUGACCUGGCAGUUGUAUUUAAGGGAAGGGCUUUGCUUUGUGUUGGUUCUGCCACACCACCUGUAGAAAAUUAUGCCCAGGUUUUGAAGCUUUUUAAGUUGUUGCACCGAACACGGCAAGAAGUUUUUAAAAAUGAUACCAGAGCCCUUGAAGCUGCAAGACAAAAGAUAAAUGAAGAAUUCAGAAAUAACAAAGACGAGACAUCUGAGGAGAAGAUAAAUGAGCUUCUGAAAAUAGCUUCAGAUGUUGAAGUGAUUCUCAGAACUUCCGUUAUUCAGGCAGUUCAUACGGAUUCUGACAAAAUAGUGCUCAUACCCAGGAAAGAUCUUCUACAAGACAACACUCCUUACUUAGAUAAACCAACAAAAAAGCAAGAAUCCUGAGAAAAAUAUGUCCCUCUCCCCAGAAAGUUAAUAUCCUGUAAUGACAUCUCUGAAAACCAACCAACAGUGUAUCCUUGUUUUAAAGCUAAAUUUUGGAAACAGUUAAAUAUUGUUACCAGGACAACAGAGACUGAAGUCAACUCAUCGUUUUUAUUGAGUGCUGUGAUAUCAUCAUGCACUUCUUCUGUGGGAUAUACUAAUAUUUCUACAGGACUUAGAACUACACUGCUGAACUGUGUUACUUCAGCCAGGAAGGUUUCUGAUUAUGACAGCUGUCAGACAGAGAUUGUUUCCCAGCAAUCCAGAGUUUGUCAAAGCUAAAUAAAAAUUAAAUGCUGUUCUUAGUCCUGAUAGUAUUUAUUUGUAAGUUUCUUGUUAAUCAUAGGCUGCUAUGAAGUAAUGAAAAAACAUCUUGUGGCACUUGCCAUAAAAUUUAUUCUUUGCACCAAAAGCAUGAUUUCUGAAGUGGUCAUUAAUUGUACACUAAUAUGCUGAGAUUCUUGAGAGAGUUCUUAAGGGUUAUCUGAAUAAAUUAUUUUUAUUUUACAGA
Chiroxiphia lanceolata (lance-tailed manakin) is the source of this 1306-nucleotide messenger RNA. It is a transcript of the gene LYRM7, whose product is annotated as LYR motif containing 7. Lineage: Eukaryota; Metazoa; Chordata; Aves; Passeriformes; Pipridae. The transcript has 6 exons. The record is from RefSeq and is a predicted model, not a curated record. Bases 16 to 756 code for a protein of 246 amino acids. Gene Ontology annotation, biological process: mitochondrial respiratory chain complex III assembly.